AUGAGUUUUGAUGAAGAAUAUAUAUUUAUUGUGAAAGUUGAUGAUGGGAUUUUCUCAAUAUCACUAGCAGGCAGCAGGCAAUCCCCAGUAGAUAUUCUUACAAGCCAGGUUGAAACUAGCGCUGAACUGUCCCAGCUUGAGUACACUUAUAUUCCGGCCAACUGCCAGAGUGCAGAGAAUACUGGAUCCAGCUGGAAGGUCAACGUUCUACCUGAAGGGUCAAGUUUAAAGGGAGGUCCCUUGCUAUCAGAUAUUUACCAUCUAGCACAGUUUCAUGCACAUUGGGGAGGAGAGAAUAGUAGAGGGAGUGAACACACUGUGGAUGGAAAGAUGUUCUCAGCUGAACUUCACCUAGUCCACUACAACUCUAAAUACGGAUCCUUUGGUGAAGCUGCAGAUAAACCUGACGGUCUCGCUGUUCUUGGAGUCUUUAUCAAAGUUGGUGAUGAGCACCCUGAAUUUGGUAAACUUUGCGAGGUUCUUCAGGAUAUACCCAGAAAGGGGGAUACUCUGGACUUACCAGAACCUAUUAAUCCAGCAGAUUUGCUACCUAAAAAUCAGAGUUACUGGACUUAUGAAGGUUCUCUGACUACUCCUCCCCUUUAUGAAUCUGUUACGUGGAUAGUUCUCAAGCAACCAAUAGAGGUCUCUUCGGUCCAGAUACGAAUAAUGCGAGAGAUGAAAUUUGGGGAUGAAGCUUCCGAGUGUAUGAAAGACAAUUACAGGAUUCAUAGCAUUCAUUCACAUUAUACCAAAAAUAUUUCAGAAAAUUUUUUCCCAUAA
Molecule: messenger RNA, 783 nt
Organism: Eurytemora carolleeae
Lineage: Eukaryota; Metazoa; Arthropoda; Copepoda; Calanoida; Temoridae
Product: carbonic anhydrase
Exons: 9
Coding region: 1-783 (260 amino acids)
Cellular component (GO): cytoplasm
Molecular function (GO): zinc ion binding; carbonate dehydratase activity
Source: RefSeq, a predicted model, not a curated record